Microtus oregoni (creeping vole) is the source of this 1539-nucleotide messenger RNA. RefSeq names its product bcl-2/adenovirus E1B 19 kDa-interacting protein 2-like protein. Lineage: Eukaryota; Metazoa; Chordata; Mammalia; Rodentia; Cricetidae. The record is from RefSeq and is a predicted model, not a curated record. The coding region runs from base 284 to 1135 and encodes 283 amino acids. Gene Ontology annotation, cellular component: cytoplasm. Gene Ontology annotation, biological process: apoptotic process. The transcript has 9 exons.
CCUGCUGUCUGGCUCCUGUAGGAUACUGAAUAGGUUGUCUCAUGAUCUUUUCUUCUUGGGGGCCGGGGCUGAUGUCAGGGCUGGGGAGAAGGCAGGAGCCGCAGAGCCAGGAGCAGCCCUGAGACUCGGAGAGCUGGAGCUGAGGGAAGAAUGGCAAGACGAGGAGUUUCCCAGAUUGCUUCCGGAGGAGGCUGGCUCAGCUGGAGAUCCCGAAGACCCUCAGAGAGACUCACAGGCCGCCACAGGUACCCCCAGCACGCUGGCCCUGUGUGGCCAGCGCCCUAUGCGGAAGCGUCUCUCUGCACCAGAAUUACAGCUGAAUCUGACCGAGGGAAGAGGAAAAACUGGAGCUUCUCCCAACCAUUCUGAAUCUUCCUCUUCGGAUGGCAGCUUGGACCUGGAGGUGGAUGAGCUGGAGACACCAUCCGACUCCGAGCAGCUUGACAGCGGACAUGAAUUUGAAUGGGAAGAUGAUUUGCCUCGGGCAGAAGGCCUGGGGGCCAGCGAGGCAGCUGAGAGGCUGGGCCGGGGUUGUGUGUGGGACGUGGCUGGAGAAGAUGGCCACCGCUGGAGAGUGUUCCGGACAGGACAGCGAGAGCAGCGAGUGGACAUGACCAUCAUUGAGCCCUAUAGGAAAGUGCUCUCUCAUGGAGGUUACCAUGGUGAUGGCCUCAAUGCUGUCAUCCUCUUUGCUUCCUGCUAUCUACCCCCAAGCAGCGUUCCCAACUACACCUAUGUCAUGGAACACUUGUUCAGGUAUAUGGUGGGAACUCUGGAACUGCUGGUAGCUGAAAAUUAUCUGCUCGUUCACUUGAGUGGAGGCACACGCAGGGCCCAGGUACCGCCUCUGGGCUGGAUACGCCAGUGUUACCGCACCUUGGAUAGGAGGCUUCGGAAAAACCUUAGAGCCCUGGUGGUUGUCCACGCUACGUGGUAUGUGAAGGCAUUCCUGGCACUGGUUCGGCCCUUUAUCAGUUCCAAGUUCACACGAAAGAUCCGAUUUCUGGACAGCCUUGGGGAGCUGGCUCAACUCAUCUCCCUAGAUCAAGUCCACAUCCCUGAAGUUGUCAGACAGCUGGACCAGGAUCUCCAUGGCUCAAAGGCACCUAACACAAAACUGGACAAGGGGCCGUAGACUCAGGCCAAGAUGGUGAAUGCUCUGCACACUGGAGCUGUUCUGUAAAUCAUCUCAUCCUGACCCCCUGCCCCAAGUUCCACUGGAUCCCCGCUUCUGGACACUGCCUUCAAGCUGGGAUUUGAGGGUGGGAACCCUAUAUGUGGGGUGACUUGCACUUCGGCUUCCAAAAGGAAGACCAAGUGUGGUACUGGAAGAGCAGGGCUCUGGGUUUUAAUUCUGCUUUAGCUAUAAAACAUGUGGGUCUCAUAUUCCUUCUCUGUAAUCAAAACCUCUGGGAUCCUUCCCAGAUGGUUGUAAGAUGGCAGCCGUUUGAGGGGAGGUCGAGGGAAGGUGAGGGUUUAACCAACAACCACAGCCAGCCUGUCUGCUGGGAUCCCAGGAGCCAGCUUGCAGACUCUUGA